Myotis daubentonii (Daubenton's bat) is the source of this 1298-nucleotide messenger RNA. It is a transcript of the gene SPMIP1, whose product is annotated as sperm microtubule inner protein 1. The record is from RefSeq and is a predicted model, not a curated record. Lineage: Eukaryota; Metazoa; Chordata; Mammalia; Chiroptera; Vespertilionidae.
ACUGGUCCUCUGAAUCAAAGACGACCAGUUCUGGCAGGGAGGAUGGGAGGAGACGAGCCCAGACCCCUGGCUCCCCAACUUUAGUCUGUAUUGGCUGGGGGGACCUGACCCAAGGGUUGGAAGUAGAAAGCACAGGAAACCUGGAAGCCUGGAAUGCUAGCCUGGGCCUGGGUCCUGCAGAAGGUUUGGGGAUCAAGGCUCUUAGCCAGAGGGCCUGGCCCGAGGCUGCCCCAGGGAGCGAGGCAUGUGAGGUCUGCUGAGGGCAUGGCAGGUAGAACCCUGGCCCUGUGUGAGGUGAGGCUUGGUUGCCUGGUGACUGUCCCGGGCCAGCCACCUGCUGUCAAAAGGACUCUGUUUGCUGUGCUCUCCCCUCAGCUGCACUCACCCUGGUACCUCUCCUCUUGCCACCAUGUCGCGGCGACUCAACAUAGAUUCUGUGCAGCAGAACUUCUGGAAGGAGGAACUUAUGAGGGAGCAGAAGUUGCGGUGUGAAUGGCACCUCAAGUAUGGGUCGAUGGUGAAGGCCAAGCAGAAGGCUAUGGCUGCAAACCGUCUACCCCUCAAACUGCCCACCCUGUACCCCAAAACCCCACUCUCACCCCCACCUGCCCCCAAAGCAGUCCCUUCCAGAGUCCCCUGCCCUGCCCUGGAGGCUCCUCAGCCGUCAGAAAUGUACCCAGUACUGCCUGCCACUCGGGCCCUGCUGUAUGAAGGCAUCUCCCACGACUCCCAGGGGCGCUGGUGCUAUCUCAACACCCGAAAACGGGACGUGCCAGAGAAGCGCUACCUCUUCCCCAUCACCACCAACUUCACAUAUGGCUGGCAGCUGGGCCCCACUCUGAAGCAAGAAAUGGCCUCCACCAAGAUGUGCCGCGUUGACUCGUUCUUCCGCAAGAACGGGGCCUUCUCCUCGCUUGACCCCCGGGACCUGGUCCUCUGACCUGGGCCAGGCAGCGUGCUUGGGGCUGGAGGAAGUCUCGCGCCACCUGGUGGUGUGUGAGUCCGGCUCUCCCGGGCUCUGAGGCUGCGUUCUGGGCCUUUCUGAAACUACCUCUGAUCUGCAGGCUGCCCUCUUGUUUUUCCUUCUCCUCCACCUCUUUCAUCGUCCCUUUGAAGGCUCAGCAGUGGUUAGAGGGGGUGACCGCUACCCUCCGGGCGCAGGCUCCUCAGCGCCAGGGGGCAGAGUAGCUGCUGGAAGUUCUGUGUUCCUGGGGAGAGAGUGGCCUGUUACCCCAGAUGCCCGGGAAAGCGGACCGCCACCCCGCUACCCCACAAGUCUCUCCCUGCCCCCUCACCUG